Haliotis rufescens (red abalone) is the source of this 4958-nucleotide messenger RNA. RefSeq lists its product as uncharacterized. Bases 531 to 2111 code for a protein of 526 amino acids. Lineage: Eukaryota; Metazoa; Mollusca; Gastropoda; Lepetellida; Haliotidae. The transcript has 4 exons. The record is from RefSeq and is a predicted model, not a curated record.
UCCUUCAGUUAUGGUCACGUCUAGAUACAGACCACACGGUGAUAUCCUCUGCUCUAUCGGCCAGGUAUAAAUCAGGGAGAUCAGGGUGUACAAUUGUCAGUAAUUGAUUCCCGAUCGGUAUCACCAGCACUGUACGUAUCAAGUCGUGUGUAGCAGAUUUAAGACAAAGGGAGAGUUACCUCCCUUGUCCACUGGGUCACGAGAGAGUGACUCCCCCUUUGUUGCUGGACGUGAUUCCCGGGAGAUUAGCUAUCGCUUAGUCUGCCACAGUAUCGAUCUUCAUGAACGACCGAUUGAAACAAAUCAAAGGAGUAUUAGUUGCAGUUUUGUCACAAUGGACAUCGAUCAGGACUAAGAACGGUUGGCGUGCGGUGCCAGGAAGGGCAGCUAGUCAGGUGUGAGGGAAUACCUAUAGAUUUCUUAUUACUCCUGUCUAGGGAUAAUAGGGGUUGCAUACACCGUGUGCUGGAGCUACCGUCACUGACCAGGCGCCAUAGUCUACUCGUCCAACACCACAGACCAGCAACGCCAUGUCGUCAAGACCCCUGCCAGUUCCAGUGUCAAGGACAUCCACGGAUGACAAGCUCCUUACACUGCCAAGAGGGACACAAACAGUGCUGCGACUUCGCACCCCGGAUCACUUACCAAUGGAUCACAACGCAGACCAAGCCCGGCAUCAGGCACAGCAGCAACGACAUCGGCUUCACGCCACCGUCUACGAUGUUCGCAAGGCUUCCAUGGACAGUGAGAAUCUUCGGCAGUACAGCAGACGGAGGUUUGAGUUCUCAAUCAAGAACCUUUCCAACUCCGACACAUCUGUCAACAUUUUCAGAAUCAAUGACGUGCCACGCCCAAACACCACCCCACACAUUCCCACCCAGACCAACUCCAGUUCUCUGAGGACAGGUCCUACCCAAUAUGGUAGCGUGUUGUAUAACAGGAAGCCCAUGAUGCUCAGUUCCAUCCGGGUUCGACCCCAGUCAGAAGCCGGGAAGUACUCUCACACAAGAGGAAGGACCAACCCUGGCAUUGAGCGGGCCCUGCACCAAAGUAACAGUGACUUCUUCGUGAGAACCACGCCAGUUUCUCGCGGUCAGACGCCACGACCUCAGUGCAAGAUUUCCCGACAGCCCGGCUCGGAUUUCUUUCUGAUACCCAAUGGCGGCAUCACUGAGCCACGUGUUAGAGAUUUUCUUCCAGACUAUGGUAAUGAGAUGCUUCAUCACGAACACACCCUGGAUGGUAGCACGUGCACACGGGUCUCUUCUCGACCGGAGAUGUGUUUCAUGAGGACUGGGUCAGCGCGGAGAGAUGGCUACAUGACAGACAACGCUUCCGACACAUCCAGCGGAUCACGACAUCGUCAACACAGAUCGGCUUCACUGACAAGCGCCCGUCCAACACCAUGCUGCUGGGCAACGUCCAAUACAGCACACACCGCAGAUGUAGCACGACAAGUUGAUUCAAGCCACCGGGUUAACAUCACCAGACAUGGAACACCCUUGACGUGUAAAUGGAGGACCGGAAGUGACUGUUCUUCGUCAGGGUCACUGUCUUUAGAUGACUCCUCGAUGUCAGAACGACCGAAGUGUUGGGUGGAUGAUGUCACAAUAUCAAGCGAUGCAUCUCAACACUCGCAGGAAGACACUGAGCCUUUUCCUGCAACAGAUAACAAGCCAAAUACGCAAAAACUCCCUGCCAACCCAACAGAAGCUACUAAAGCCAGUCCCCAGAAGGCUCUGACUUCUCCACCCGAAGGUUCAAAACUUAACCCACAAAAGACAUCUCCUAACUUCAUUGAGGGUAUGAAGAACACACAGAAGACGACUUCUAACCUUGUUGAUGGAUCCAAACUAUUACGAACUGGUUCUGGGUUUAUGACGGUGAAUGAGAAAGUAGGUUCUGAUACCCUGAACCAAGGACCAGGUGAGGGGGAGGGGGAUGCUGAGGACGCAGAUGAAGACAUCAACGACUUGAAGGACAUUCCUGAAAAUGUGUUUCCUGCUUUUCUGUGUCCGAGCAGUGAAAAGAAAUCCAGGCAAACAGCACUCAAAUACUGGCUCGCCAACACCUGCUUCUCGUGUGCUGAUAGACGUGUACCGCUAGUGUGAACCCUAGGUGAUGCUCCGUUAUCAUGGGAGGCGGUCGGGGAGCCCAGUGGUUAAAGUGUUUGCUCGUAACGCCGAAGGCCCGGGUUCGAUUCUCCACAUGGGUACAAUUUGUGAAGCCCAUUUCUGAUGUCCCCCGCCGUAAUCGUGAAGAGCGUAAAACCAUACUCACUCACUCCUUCUUCAUCUUGGAUCAUGACACACAUCAUAACAAGGUGGAACGUUAUGUAAUAGCUGUUGAAAUAUUUGACCUGCGACAUAUAUUAGUGAGGUUAGGUGAUGGUAAGUAGGAGGUGAAGUGUUACUGAGGAUAAGGAGUAGGGGGUGAAGCGCUUCUGAUGAUAGGGAGUAGGGGUGAAGUGUUACUGAGGAUAGGGAUCAGGGAGUGCAGCGCUUCUGAUGAUAGGGAGUAGGGAGUGAAGCGCUUCUGAUGAUAGGGAGUAAGGGUGAAGUGUUACUGAGGAUAGGGAGUAGGGAGUGAAGCGCUUCUGAUGAUAGGGAGUAGGGGGGAAGUGUUUCUGAUGAUAGGGAGUAGGGGUGAAGUGUUACUGAGGAUAGGGAGCAGGGAGUGAAGCGCUUCUGAUGAUAGGGAGUAGGGGGGAAGUGUUUCUGAUGAUAGGGAGUAGGGGUGAAGUGUUACUGAGGAUAGGGAGCAGGGAGUGAAGCGCUUCUGGUGAUAUGGAGUAGAGAGUGAAGCGCUUCUGAUGACAGAGAGUAGGGGUGAAGUGUUACUGAGGAUAGGGAGCAGGGAGUGAAGCGCUUCUGAUGAUAGGGAGUAGGGGGGAAGUGUUUCUGAUGAUAGGGAGUAGGGGUGAAGUGUUACUGAGGAUAGGGAGCAGGGAGUGAAGCGCUUCUGAUGAUAGGGAGUAGGGAGGAAGUGUUUCUGAUGAGAGGGAGUAGGGGUGAAGUGUUACUGAGGAUAGGGAGCAGGGAGUGAAGCGCUUCUGGUGAUAGGGAGUAGGGGGGAAGUGUUACUGAGGAUAGGGAGCAGGGAGUGAAGCGCUUCUGAUGAUAGGGAGUAGAGAGUGAAGCGCUUCUGAUGACAGAGAGUAGGGGUGAAGUAUUACUGAGGAUAGGGAGCAGGGAGUGAAGUGCUUCUGAUGAUAGGGAGUAGGGAGUGAAGCGCUUCUGAUGAUAGGGAGUAGGGAGUGAAGCGCUUCUGGCGAUAGGGAGUAGGGGUGAAGUGUUACUGAUGAUAGGGAGUAGGGAGUGAAGCGCUUUUGAUGAUAGGGAGUAGGGAUAAAGUGUUACUGAGGAUAGGGAGUAGGGAGUGAAGCGCUUCUGAUGAUAGGGAGUAGGGAGUGAAGCGCUUCUGAUGAUAGGGAUUUGUGAGUGAGGUGUGUUUGAAGGUAGGGAGCAGGGGGGAAGUGUUUCUCAGAAUACGGAGCAGGGAGUGAAGCGUUUCUGAUGAUAGGGAGUAGGGGGGAAGUGUUACUGAUGAUAGGAAGUAGGAAGUGAAGCGCUUCUGAUGAUAGGGAGUAGGGGGGAAGUGUUUCUGAUGAUAGGGAGUAGGGGUGAAGUGUUCCUGAGGAUAGGGAGUAGGGAGUGAAGUGCUUCUGAUAAAAAGGGAGUAGGGGGGAAGUGUUACUGAGGAUAGGGAGUAGGGAGUGAAGCGCAUCUGAUGAUAGGGAGUAGGGGUGAAAUGUUUCUGAUGAUAGGGAUUUGUGAGUGAGGUGUGUUUGAAGAUAGGGAGUAGGGGUGAAGUGUUACUGAGGAUAGGGAGUAGGCAGUGAAGCGCUUCUGAUGAUAGGGAGUAGGGGUAAAGUGUUACUGAUGAUAGGGAGUAGGGGUGAAGUGUUUCUGAGAAUACGGAGUAGGGAGUGAAGCGCUUCUGAUUAUAGGGAGUAGGGGUAAAGUGUUACUGAUGAUAGGGAGUAGGGGUGAAGUGUUUCUGAGAAUACGGAGUAGGCAGUGAAGCGCUCCUGAUUAUAGGGAGUAGGGGUAAAGUGUUACUGAUGAUAGGGAGUAGGGGUGAAGUGUUACUGAUGAUAGGGAUUAGGGGUAAAGUGUUACUGAUGAUAGGGAGUAGGGGUAAAGUGUCACUGAUGAUAGGGAGUAGGGGUGAAGUGUUACUGAUGAUAGGGAGUAGGGGUAAAGUGUUACUGAUGAUAGGGAGUAGGGGUGAAGUGUUACUGAUGAUAGGGAGUAGGGAGUGAAGCGCUUCUGAUGAUAGGGAGUAGGGGUAAAGUGUUACUGAUGAUAGGGAGUAGGGGUAAAGUGUUACUGAUGAUAGGGAGUAGGGGUGAAGUGUUUCUGAGAAUAUGGAGUAGGCAGUGAAGCGCUCCUGAUUAUAGGGAGUAGGGGUAAAGUGUUACUGAUGAUAGGGAGUAGGGGUAAAGUGUUUCUGAGAAUACGGAGUAGGGAGUGAAGCGCUUCUGAGGAUAGGGAGUAGGGAGUGAUGCGCUUCUGAUGAUAGGGAUUUGUGACUGAGGUGUGUCUGAAGAUAGGGAGUAGGGGUGAAGUUUUUCUGAGAAUAUGGAGUAGGGAGUGAAGCGCUUCUGAUGAUAGAGAUUCGGGAGUGAAGUGUUUCUGAGGGUAGGGAGUUUGGGACGAUGUGGUGGGAGGGGACGGGUGUAUGUUGGGGUAUAUUUCUGAUGAAAGGAGAGUUCGGCAAGUCAACCCAGCCAAGAUGUGUUAUCAUCCAGUAAGGUUGCAUGAAUAUAUUAUUAGUUUUCUUACACACGUUCAGAUACAUACAACAGGAUCGAUACUAUAGUGUACUGUUUGCUGGUUUGCAUUGCGUGUUGACGGCCAGGGUCGACCUUCUCGAACCUAUUAAUCAUUCAUUGUCAUUCUAUACGGUUCUGUGAAUGCAAGACAAUCCAUCGUUAAUAAAUAUUUAUUGCAUAA